AUGGCAAUUGCACUGGCGGAGGCAGACAAGUAUGAGAUUCUGGAGAAGAUCGGUUGCGGCUCCUUCGGUAUUAUUCGCAAAGUUAAAAGGAAGCAGGAUGGCUUCAUACUCUGUCGCAAAGAAAUCAACUACAUCAAGAUGUCUCAGAAGGAGCGGGAGCAGUUGACUGCGGAGUUCAAUAUCCUGAGCUCUCUCCGACACCCGAAUAUUGUGGCCUACUACCACCGCGAGCACCUCAAGGCAAGCCAAGAUUUAUACUUAUACAUGGAAUACUGUGGUGGCGGUGAUCUCAGCAUGGUCAUUAAGAACCUCAAGAAGACAAACAAAUAUGCUGAAGAGGAGUUUGUUUGGCGUAUCUUGUCGCAGCUGGUGACGGCGCUUUACCGUUGCCAUUAUGGGGCCGAUCCAGCCGAGGUGGGAUCAAAUAUACUGGGACCAGCUCCGAAACAAUCAGGUCUCAAGGGCAAGCAAGCCCAGAUGACAAUUUUGCACCGUGACCUCAAGCCGGAGAAUAUAUUUCUUGGAAGCGACAACACGGUCAAGCUAGGUGACUUCGGCCUCUCUAAGGUGAUGCACUCCCACGACUUUGCUUCGACGUACGUCGGCACUCCGUUCUACAUGUCACCUGAGAUAUGUGCUGCGGAGAAAUACACGUUCCGCUCUGAUAUUUGGGCCGUCGGCUGUAUCAUGUACGAGCUUUGCCAGAGGGAGCCCCCUUUCAAUGCCAGAACCCAUAUCCAACUCAUCCAGAAAAUCCGCGAGGGGAAAUUUGCUUCUUUGCCCGAUUUCUACUCCCCAGAACUAAAAAAUGUCAUCGCUAGCUGUCUGCGUGUUAACCCUGACCAUCGCCCUGACACGGCCACUUUGAUCAACCUCCCCAUUAUCCGCCUGAUGCGCAAAGAGAAGGAAGUUGCCGACCUUGGCAAGGUCCUUCGAAAGCGUGAGGAGUCGGCCUUCCAGAAGUCUAAGGACGUGGAGCAAGCGCUUUCCAAACUCGAAAAAGAGAAACAGCAGAUGAAGACUGAGCUCGAAAAUACCAUACGUCGAGAAUGGGAAGUUAAGGCACGUUUGGAGAUUGACCGCCAGGUGCAAAAUGAGCUCGAGAAGCUUCGGAAGAGGUUCGAGUUUGAGGUCCAGGAAAGAGUGGCCUUGGAAGUUGAGAAACUCAAGCGGAAUGGCAUCUUCAGAGACGAACCCGCCUUCCGGUCAAGUCGGUCAAGCCAUCGAGGCUCCCAGUCCUCUAUCUGUAACAGCGAUGACACGGAUUUCCCCUCAACCACGGAUAUCAGCCAGUUGUCUAUAGAAUCGCCAUUGGCUAACAAGCCACCAAAAAAGGAAACACGUACGCCUUUCAAUCGUUCUAAAACUAUAGUGGAAUCGCCUGUUGAUGUGCAGAUGGCCGAGCCAUCCCCGAUGUCUAUUGCAUCGCUUUCGUUGUCCCCUCGUCGCACUUCGGCAACAUCCACCGGAAAGAACAUCUUUGCGGAAGCCGAGCGACACCGAGCCAAAUGGGAGCCCACGCUGGCAUACUCCGAUGAUGAAGAUGAUACUCCGGACCUACCCUCGCCAACGCGGCCUAAAGUCAAACCCGAUCCUUUCAAGGCUCCGGCCCGGCCUCUCCUUCGUCAAAACACUGCUGCGAUGAUGCAGAAGCUGAGCACCCAGCCAACUCUUUUCCCCCCAAAUCCAUCCAGAUUGCCCCAGAUAUCGGGUCAAUCCGACGGUCGUCAGGGAGAGCAAAAAUCAAAAUCGCCACACAGACGCCUGUCGAAGAUUCAGUCAUCGGCGAAUCUGGCUGCUGAUGCUGGAUCGCCAACCCGCAAGUCGAACACGAAGCAGCCCCCUUCCAAGGCCAACGGCGGUGGUGAGGAGAUGUUCAAAGCCGUGAUGCAGCGCAACAUGGGUGGUAGAACCCUGGUCGAGCUGGCCCAAGCACGGGCUGGUGGCCGGCCUAUUGAUGAAUUCAAGCGAUGUGCUAGUGACCCCCGUGCUACCUCAGGCAUGAAGUCAACCGAGGUUGAUCCCCCUGCUGUGUGGGAUCCCGAGAAGGAUGACAUGCCUAGUCCUUUCCUGGCUCGAGGGAGAAAGGUUAUCCGCAACUUGAGGUGA
Messenger RNA from Aspergillus tanneri, 2109 nucleotides. RefSeq names its product serine/threonine protein kinase nimA (gene nimA). Gene Ontology annotation, cellular component: centrosome; cytoplasm; nucleus. Gene Ontology annotation, biological process: protein phosphorylation; chromosome segregation. The record is from RefSeq and is a predicted model, not a curated record. The coding region runs from base 1 to 2109 and encodes 702 amino acids. The transcript has 3 exons. Lineage: Eukaryota; Fungi; Ascomycota; Eurotiomycetes; Eurotiales; Aspergillaceae. Gene Ontology annotation, molecular function: protein kinase activity; ATP binding.